UUCCUAUCUUAUUUUGUCUUUGGUGGUCGUCAUCACUCUCAUCGUGUCAUAGUAGUGAACCUUUAAUCUAUUUCACUCCCGUAACUUGUCCACUUAGCCUGUAUUUUGUGGCUGCAAGCCGUUAGGGUAUUGCUAGUACUUUCUGAGGGCACACCCUCCUUCGACUCCAACGAGUGUCGAUACGAGAAUCAUUUUAUCCAGUAAUUGAAAAUGAGCCAUUAUGGAGUCAAAUUAAAGAAAAAUCGAAACCGCAAAACAAUCAAAGAAGUAAUUCGACCCUCGAGCGCACAAUAAUUCUCAAUUCGAACAGAACAAGGCGUCAGCAGAACAAGAUUGUCGGAAUUGCACGGUCGCAAACGGAGCCGAGGAUUGGUGCUGUGAUCCGGAUGCAGAGGCGCUUGUGUCAGGGCGUUGGGCAACCGGCCCCCCUAUCAUCGUCGCCCUGCUAGUCAUUCUCCUGGUCAUGUCCACGACGGGCCGCCCCGACUCCCGCCGAUCUUAUGCAGGAAGUGUAGUGUGUGUGAGAGCGAAAGUGUGUGUGUCUCUGUGGGAGUAUCUGAGAGUUGCGAGGACCAUGCUAUCCAAGUCAUCAUCCUCUUUCCUCAUCCGGAAUCUACCACAUAUGACGGUUACUACUGAAGAUGAAAAGGUAAUUAAUGUCAGCAAAACUGUCUCAUCUCUGUCAAUGCGCUUGAUCGGGCCAAAAUGAAUGACACUCGAUCCCUUCCUUCCAUUUCCUGCUUUGCAACACCCUCCAGCCUCAAUGGCCCCCUCGCACCUUCCAAUCCCUAAGCGUCCCUCUCCUUGUUCUCCUUCAGUCUCCCGCUCCUUCACCUUCUAGAUCCACACUCCGUCGCUGUUCAUCUCGGUCAACUAUCAGUGACUUGCAGGCUCCGAUGCGUUUGGUUUCGCGCCCUUGACCUACAGCGAAGAAAAGCAUCAUCCAUUGCUUCUUGAACAGGAUAGAUAAGAGCUCGCAUCUUGCACACGCCCCAAUGGCUGGAGGAAACUCAGGUAAGGUGCUCC
Aspergillus piperis CBS 112811 is the source of this 1026-nucleotide messenger RNA. RefSeq lists its product as uncharacterized. NCBI's taxonomy places the organism in Eukaryota, Fungi, Ascomycota, Eurotiomycetes, Eurotiales, Aspergillaceae. The transcript has a single exon. The coding region runs from base 464 to 709 and encodes 81 amino acids. The record is from RefSeq and is a predicted model, not a curated record.